AUGGCAAGAUCUGAACAAGAGGUGGAUUGGCAAUCGACGAAGAAGACGGUGUUAGAACGAAGUCGUCAUAUGUUUAAUAAUUCGUUCAUGAGCGAUGUCGCGUUCAGUUGUGAAGGCUCAGACAAGAAAUUCUCCGCACAUAAAUAUGUCCUCGCCACAAGUAGUGCUGUAUUUUAUGCGAUGUUUUACGGCGAGCUGGCGGAGAAGAAUUCAGUUGUUCAUCUGAGCGAUACUGACGAGGAAAGUCUGCAGGAAUUUCUACAAUUUCUUUACACAGACGAGUGUAACUUGACAACAGAUACUGCCGUGUUUGUAUUGUACUUGGCCAAGAAGUAUAUCGUGCCCUUUCUCGCUCAGAAAUGUGUUGAAUUUCUUGAAGCCAACCUCGCAGUAGAAAAUGUUUCCACCGUCUUGCAACAAGCACUUCAAUUUGACGAAAAAAAGCUUGAGGAGAAAUGCUUGGAACUGAUAGAUUUGAAAACAAGCGAAGCUGUCGCUUCUGAUGCAUUUACUGGUGUUAAUGAAGCGACAUUAGCGCAUAUAUUGAAGCGAGAUUCGUUGAACGUCAAAGAGGUUGAUCUUUUCAAAGCAGUUUUAAAAUGGAGCGAAGCAGAAUGCUCAAGGAAGGCAAUAGAAGCAAAUGCAAAGAACAAACGAACCACCAUGGGAAAUGCUAUCUAUCAGAUUCGUUUUGCUUCUAUGACCCUUCAAGAUUUUGGUCAGAAUGUUUCCCAGUCCGGCAUACUUACACUAGAAGAAAUGGUUUUAUUCUAUGAGAAAUUUAGCGGAGUAGAAAGAACGUCCGAAGUAUGGAAUAUGUCAGAAACAAGAGCAAAAGAAGAUAUCUUACUAAGAUGUUGCAGAUUUGAUAGCUAUGGAGUUAUGUUGUGCAACACAGUGAGCACUUGGGAGAACGCACUAGGUAUAUCAUUUAGUAAGCCAGUGAAAUUUCACGGUGUUCGCUUGCUAGGCAUCGAAGGGGAUGAACAUAACGUGAAGUUAGAGGUUUGGUCUUGGAUAAUUGAAAAGAAAUUUCAUUCAGAACAGGAUAAUCGUGGCAUAUCUGGGUUUGAUGUCAUGUUACCCGUGCCAAUAAAGGUUGAAGCUAAUGUCCCUGUUCAUCUGAAAGCCUCCAUAACAGGCCGUCAUUACUCUUUCUGGGAAUCGCGUGUGAGAAAGACAGUAGAAACAAGUGGUAUUACUGUGAAUUUUGAAACCAAGAAAAAUAAUCAAUUUGAUGAAAUUAUAUUCAGUGAAAUGUAA
This is a messenger RNA of Paramuricea clavata, 1263 nucleotides long. NCBI's taxonomy places the organism in Eukaryota, Metazoa, Cnidaria, Anthozoa, Malacalcyonacea, Plexauridae. The record is from the annotation of a GenBank genome assembly.